AGAGGCUAGGUCUUUUGGGUAUCAUUCAGACGCCAACCAAAACAGAAGAAGAAGAAGAAGGAAGAAGGAGAACUCACCAGCGCCGUCGCACCAUCGCCGUCGCCACUCAGAUUCAUUUGGUUGGGGUUUCUUACGCAGCUCAAGAUGCUUCGGGAGAGGGUUUGAGGAAUGACCUUGAGCUAGUGAGAUCUUCCUCUGGAAAGCAUAUAAACAUUUGAGACCAUCAGCUUGAUAUUAUUCAAUAUUUAAAUUUACAACUAAAUAAAAAUCUGAUCUGAAAAUUGGGGAGUGAGGACUGAAGAAUUAAGCACACUAGGGUUGUUUCAGCAAACCAAUUAUCAAUGAAGCUUGCAGGGUUGAAAUCAAUCGAGGACGCGCAUGAGGAGUCAGUAUGGGCGGUGACAUGGGUCCCGUCAACGGAGACCCGACCUGCUUUGUUGUUAACCGGAUCACUGGACGAGACCGUGAGGCUGUGGCAGCCAGACGAGCUAGUCAACCAGGGCAAGAUGACCGGCCACUGCCUCGGUGUCGCUUCAGUGGCAGCUCACCCCUCUGGCCAUAUUGCUGCCUCGGCUUCACUCGACAGCUUUGUUAGGGUUUUCGAUGUCGACUCCAACAACACCAUCGCUAGUCUCGAAGCCCCCCCCUCUGAAGUCUGGCAAUUACGCUUCAAUCCUCAGGGUACCAUGCUAGCUGUGGCGGGUGGGGGAAGUGCAUCAGUCAAAAUUUGGGACACCACCACAUGGAAUCUCUUUGCCACAUUGUCAAUUCCUCGCCCAGAAGGAACCAAGCCCACGGAUAAAAGCAGCAGCAAGAAGUUUGUGCUAUCAGUUGCCUGGAGUCCUGAUGGUAGACGCAUAGCUUGUGGAUCGAUGGAUGGAACUGUUUCUGUUUUUGACGCGGAUCGUGGCAAGUUCCUGCACCAUCUGGAAGGCCACUUCAUGCCCGUGAGGUCUCUUGUGUUUUCUCCAGUUGAGCCACGGUUACUUUUCACGGGCUCAGAUGACACCCAUGUGCACAUGUAUGAUGCUGAGGGGAAAACAUUGGUUGGGGCCAUGUCAGGACAUGCGAGCUGGGUUCUGAGUGUGGAUGUGAGCACAGAUGGGGCGGCUCUUGCAACGGGCUCAAGUGAUAGAACUGUGAGGCUGUGGGAUAUCAACAUGAGGGGAGCUGUGCAGACAAUGAGCAACCACACUGACCAAGUUUGGGGAGUGGCCUUCCGACCAGGAGGAAUGCCUGGUAGACUUGCUAGUGUGUCAGAUGACAAGAGCAUAUCGUUAUAUGACUACUCUUGAAGUGGGUGGCUCGACCACACUGACCAAGUUUGGGGAGUGGCCUUUCGACCAGGAGGAAUGCCUGGUAGACUUGCUAGUGUGUCAGAUGAUGAGCAUAUCGUUGACUCUUGAAGUGGGUGGCUCGGGGAGAAACGAGAACAUGGAUAAUUUAUGUUCGUUGAAUGUAACUCACUGCCUUUGGUGUUCUGUGCCUGAUUGUUCCUAUGAAAUUGGUUUGUUUGAGACCUUAUUCUGAUACUUAAACAAGUGUCGUCUAGGAAAUGCACACCUUUUUGUCGGAUCAUUUACCAAAGAAUUGGGGAACCCUUUACAACCCAAAAAAAAAAAAAGCACACCAAAGAACUUGGGAACUCCUAGAAAUGACUUUGCUAAAAAUGUGUAUUCUAGGCUCCCAACUUUGACCAGUAUUUGGUAUGUGUCUUGUCGUCAUUUUUCUAGUUGAGCCAUUCAAUGAUCCUUCUGAAAUUGGAUAUAAUUGUAUGAUGUUUCUUUUAGAUCGGUUGUGGAUCGGGGUUGCUUCUUUGGUCUUUGCUCGAUAAAUCAAAAUAAACCAAACAGAUUUCACUCU
Messenger RNA from Prunus persica (peach), 1863 nucleotides. Its product is annotated as WD repeat-containing protein VIP3. Lineage: Eukaryota; Viridiplantae; Streptophyta; Magnoliopsida; Rosales; Rosaceae. The record is from RefSeq and is a predicted model, not a curated record. The transcript is spliced from 4 exons. The coding region runs from base 342 to 1295 and encodes 317 amino acids. Gene Ontology annotation, cellular component: Cdc73/Paf1 complex. Gene Ontology annotation, molecular function: protein binding.